Molecule: messenger RNA, 604 nt
Organism: Ectocarpus sp. CCAP 1310/34
Lineage: Eukaryota; Phaeophyceae; Ectocarpales; Ectocarpaceae
Source: the annotation of a GenBank genome assembly
GCCGAAGAGAGAUUACGAGUCCGCGGUGGAUAAGCCUGUGAGGGAGGCGGUCGGAUGCCUGAUGUGGACGAAGCUGACAAGGCCAGACAUCGCCCUGCCUCUGAACAAGCUCCAGAAGAUCGCCCACUCACCCACCUGGAGGAUAUUGAACACGCUUGUGCGGAUGAUGUCCUACCUGUUAUUCACGAAGGACUUCGGCAUCACCUACGUACGGGGAUCAGGACUAGACCUAAGCGUGUUUGUCGAUACCAGCUACGCUGACAACGGAGUAGACAGGCGUUCUACGACCGGGCUAGCUGGCGUGAAGGAGGCGGUGUUUGUGCGUGGCGUUCUGUCGUUCAUAGCGCCCGAGACGAGUGGGGCGAAGAUCAAGGUCCUUGAGGACAACAAGGGGGCUCUCGCCUUAAUCGAGAACCCGUUCAGCUCAGCGAGAAGCAAGCACAUCGACGUGCGGUUCCAUUUUUUUCGCGAGCUAUUCAAGUCGGGCAAGAUCACUGCAGAGUAUGUUCCGACUGGAGAGCAGCACGCCGACAUGCUGACCAAGGUCCUUGGCAGAGAGAAGUUAGAGUACCACCGGAAGGCUCUGAUGAACCUACCGAUGUAG